Messenger RNA from Paramecium sonneborni, 807 nucleotides. Lineage: Eukaryota; Ciliophora; Oligohymenophorea; Peniculida; Parameciidae. The record is from the annotation of a GenBank genome assembly.
AUGGAUUCUGAAAAACAGCUAUUAGAAAAUAAAAAUUUCAUUCUUUAAUUAGAUGAAUGUUCAAUAUCAAAAUAUACAAACAUUUUUCUCAUAGGAAUCAUAGUAAUAAUUAUUUUGUCAUUUUAUUAUUACCAUUAUCGUUCUAAAUAACCUUCAUAAAAUAAAUCAACAAACAAAAAAUUAAUAUUGAUUGGACAAUCUGGUGUAGGAAAAACUAAAAUAUUUAAUAUUGCUAGUGAAAAUAAAAUUUAAAGAAAAGAAAACCAAAAUUAAACUAGUUCAUUAUAUGAAUUUAAUAUUGGAAAUAAUUUAGAAAUAGUAGAUACACCUUCAAUAGAAUUUGAGACUUCUCAUUAUUUAAGAGAAGAAAUAAUUGAAAAAUUCACUAGAUAUUUCAAAGAAAAUUUUAAUUUAAUCUAAAAAUUUUAUAUAGUUGUUAAUUUUGAAAGAACAGACAUUAUGAAAAAUAAAAUCUUGAAAACUUUAAAAUAUUUCAAGAAAUUUAAAUUCAUGAUCAACAUCAUUGUUACAUAGUUUUAAUUAAGUGAGGAUGAUGUUAAAGAUCAAUAAAAUCUAAAGGAAGGAUUUUCUCAUUUUGUUGAUAAUCCAUAAAAUAUUUAUUUCAUAAGAGAUGAUAUUCAAUGCGAGGAACUUAAAUAAUUAUUUAUUGAAACUGCUGGAGUUUUAGAUUACAAGGAUACCAUUUUUGAAGAUGUGGAUGGGGAUGAAAUUCAAUAAAACGCAGAGAAUUUAAAAUAAAUGAUAUUAGAUGGAAAAUAAUAUUUAAGUGUUCAAGCUUAAUAAUGA